Molecule: messenger RNA, 3201 nt
Organism: Pseudomassariella vexata
Lineage: Eukaryota; Fungi; Ascomycota; Sordariomycetes; Amphisphaeriales; Pseudomassariaceae
Product: family 2 glycosyl hydrolase
Exons: 3
Coding region: 1-3201 (1066 amino acids)
Biological process (GO): lactose catabolic process
Cellular component (GO): beta-galactosidase complex
Molecular function (GO): carbohydrate binding; beta-galactosidase activity
Source: RefSeq, a predicted model, not a curated record
AUGCCGGCCGAGUUGGUAAUUCGAACAAAUACAAAUCUCCACAUGGACAUGUAUGUCAAUAGUCCAGAUUUAGAGGUUGAUACCAGGGACACUAGCCUAUGCGGCUCUUCAGUGCUCCUGCCCAGCGCCAGUCAAACUCAUGUUCAGCCAAAGCAUUUGCCGAAUUGGAACAACCUCAAGGUCAUCCACCGCAAUACUUUAACACCAAGGAGUCACUUUUUUCUAUACAAUUCCGAGAAAGACGCCCUAGCUGGUGAUGUUCAGCGUUCGAGAAGUCUUCUCCUUUCGGGGUUAUGGGGAUUCCACCUCACCAAUGGGCCUUUCAAUGGACCAACGGAUUUCUUCGACCCAAACUUCGACAACUCCAAAUGGGAUCUCAUCAAAGUUCCUGGCAUGUGGCAAUUGCAAGGUCAUGGGAAAGGGCCACAAUACACCAACGUCAACUAUCCCUUCCCCGUCAACCCUCCUCAUGUGCCCUAUGAUGAGAAUGAAUGUGGCCGUUACGUGACCAAGUUUGCGGUGCCUGAAAACUUGAAGGAUACGAAGCAGUGGAGGUUGAGGUUCGAGGGCGUGGAUAGCGCCUUUUCGGUAUACUUGAAUGGCAAAGAGAUUGGGUACUCCCAAGGAUCUCGAAAUCCGAGCGAGUUCGACAUAACAGAUGCUCUGAUCCUAGAUUCCGAAGAGAAUUACCUUGCUGUCGAGGUCUACCAAUGGAGUGACGGCAGCUACAUUGAAGAUCAGGAUCAAUGGUGGCUUUCUGGAAUCUUUCGCGAUGUGUGGCUCCAUGCCUUUCCUUCAGUUCAUCUGGAGGACUUCCACGUUCAGACUAUAUUGGACGACGACUAUAAGGAUGCAUGGUUGAAGCUCCAUGUUGACUUGAACCAAGCACACUGCACGACAGUAAAGCUCCUAGAUAUCGAAGGGAACACCGUCUUCCACGUAUCACACACCCCAGAUAAAAAUUCUUUCCAAGUUCAAUACCAGGUAAAAUGCCCACACAAGUGGACGGCAGAGACCCCGUAUCUAUACACACUUGUCAUCUCCGUGGGAGAAGUCUACAUUUCCCACAAAAUCGGAUUCCGUCGGGCGGAGCUUGUCGACGGCGUCUUUUGUGUAAAUGGAAAUCCUGUCAAGUUUAGAGGGGUCAACCGGCACGAACAUCAUCCAGAAUCAGGACGAGCUGUACCGUACGAGUUCCUCAGAAGAGACCUCCUCCUCAUGAAGUAUUUCAACAUCAACGCAAUCCGGACAUCGCAUUACAUCAACGACACCAGAUUGUAUGACCUAGCGAACGAAUUAGGCCUCUGGGUUAUUUCAGAGGCGGAUUUAGAAUGUCAUGGUAUGGGGGAAGUGGGAGGAGACCCGGCGAGUUUCGCCUCCGAUAACCCAGCCUGGAAAGACGCAUACGUCGACCGGGCCAGGCAGAUGGUCAUGCGAGACAAGAACCACCCGUGUAUCAUCAUGUGGUCUCUUGGCAAUGAGUCGUUCUAUGGCCGAAACCACCAAGCGAUGUACGACGAGAUCAAAAGCAUUGAUGAUACGCGACUUAUUCAUUACGAAGGCGAUCAAGAUGCCCAGACCGUGGAUAUCUUCAGCCGAAUGUACACUUCCGUCGACGAUAUGAUUAAGCACGCUGAGGAGAAAGACUGGAAAAAACCAUUCGUCAUGUGUGAGUACGCCCAUGCCAUGGGAAAUGGUCCAGGGGCCAUAAAAGAAUACAUCGACGCCUUCUACAAGUAUCCUCGACUGAUGGGAGGGUUUGUCUGGGAAUGGGCCAACCAUGGCUUAAAGACCAAUAAUGCAGACGGAGAAGUCUAUAUGGCCUACGGAGGGGACUUUGGCGAAGAAGUACACGACUUUAACUUCGUAAUGGAUGGCCUUUGUUUUGCAAACCACAGCCCUACUCCCGGUCUGCUUGAGUAUAGCAAGGCGAUUGAACCAGUUCAAGUUCUCGGUUAUGAAAGGGGCGAGGUCGAAAUCAUUAAUCGCUUCGAUUUCCUGGAUCCGGCGGACCACCUUCGAUGUCAUUGGGAAAUCAUUUCGGACCGUUCCCAGGUAAUUGGCCGCGAAGUCCAUAUACCCGAGGGCAUCAGACCUCACACCAAAGCCAAGAUGUUUAUCGGUGAUCUUGGAAAGUUUAUUGGUGAUCUCGGAAUUGCCUCCACUGCAGAGGUCUGGUUGCGGAUCGAGUUUUCUCGGCGGGAGGGUACGCAAUGGUCGUACCCAGGACAGCUUAUUGCUGCCAGUCAGCUUCAACUGACUCCACCAAAGUCACUCGCUUUCUUGAAGACCAUCUCAACCCUAGUCGGGCCCAGAGUCCACACCAAAGGCCAUGUCCUCAGUGUGAUGCUUAGAAGUGGGAAGAUAUUUGGCUUCAACACGCUGGACGGCACCCUCUUUUCACUCACUCAUGCCUGCAGCCCCCAUCUCAACUUGCUCUCGGAACCACCCACUCUGGACUUUUACCGCGCUCUCACCGACAACGAUCGCGGCGGCCGCUUUGGAAAAGAGUGGACCGAGCGCCGCCUCCACCAGACCCGGAACCACUUCACGCGGGUGACCACAACGGAAGAAGGUCACGUCUGCAAGAUCAUCGUCGAGAGCCGUGUCGCGCCGCCCGUCCUGGCAUGGAGUGUCGAUACCGUUACCACCUACACGUUGACGUCGGAGUACUGCAGCGUCCACAUCAAGGCCAAGCCACGCGGGCCUCUGCUCCCGGACACCUUUGCCCGUUUCGGCCUGACCUUCGGCCUCAAGGGUGUCAAAGUGGUCGAGUGGUUCGGUCGCGGAAGGGGGGAGUCUUAUUGUGAUAAGAAGCUGUCGCAGCAUGUGAACACGUGGGGUGGGAGCGUGGACUCACUGUUCACUGAUUACGAGCUCCCGCAGGACUGCGGUAACCGUACAGAUGUCCGCUGGGUUGAGCUGCGAGAUAGAUGGGGCGCGACUGAGAAGGGCAGGUUGCUCAGGGCGAGGUUUGGAGAUCAUGACGGGGCCAGUUUUAGUGCAAUGCAUUACACGACCAAGGACUUGGACGAGUCGACGCACCCGUAUGAGCUACACAAGCGUAAGAGGGAGGACACCAUUGUGAGGUUGGAUUGGUUCCAUCAUGGACUGGGAACAGGGAGCUGUGGGCCGGCGACGCUGCCGCAGUACGAGUUGAGGACGGACAGGGAGUUUGAUGUCGAGUUGCUGUUGGACUAG